GGCGAGGGACGCGCGCGCGGCGGGCGGCGCUGGGGGAGCCCGAGCGCUCCAUGAAGCCCCCCCGGGGCCGCGGACGGGGCGCUGUCCGGGGGAGGCUGUCGGGGGGUCCCCGACAUCCAUGGCUAGGCGGGGGCCGCGGCGGCUCGCUCGGAGGCCGGCGACGGCGGCUGCCCCGAGGGACAGGGCCCUAGGCGGUGGCGAUGGGGGCCGCCCGGAUCGCGCCCGGCCUGGCGCUCCUGCUCUGCUGCCCGGUGCUCACCUCCGCGUACGCGCUGGUGGACGCAGAUGACGUCAUGACCAAAGAGGAGCAGAUCUUCCUGCUGCACCGUGCCCAGGCCCAGUGUGAGAAGAAGCUCAAAGAAGUCCAGCAGAGGCCAGCCAGCAUAAUGGAACCCGACAAGGGGUGGACAUCCGCAUCCACAUCAGGGAAACCCAGGAAGGAGAAGACAUCCGGGAAACCCUACCCUGAGUCCGAGGAGGACAAGGAGUCACCGCCUGGCAGCAGACGCCCAGGGCGCCCCUGCCUUCCUGAGUGGGACCACAUCCUGUGCUGGCCACUGGGGGCACCAGGCGAGGUGGUGGCGGUGCCCUGUCCUGACUAUAUUUAUGACUUCAAUCACAAGGGCCAUGCCUACCGGCGCUGUGACCGCAACGGGAGCUGGGAGUUAGUGCCCGGGCACAACCGGACAUGGGCCAACUACAGCGAGUGCGUCAAGUUCCUGACCAAUGAGACUCGUGAACGGGAGGUGUUUGACCGCCUGGGCAUGAUCUACACCGUGGGCUACUCCGUGUCGCUGGCCUCCCUCACCGUGGCAGUGCUCAUCCUGGCUUACUUUAGGCGGUUGCACUGCACUCGCAACUACAUCCACAUGCACCUGUUCCUGUCCUUUAUGCUGCGCGCCGUGAGCAUCUUCGUCAAGGACGCGGUGCUCUAUUCGGGUGCCACGCUGGAUGAGGCCGAGCGUCUCACGGAGGAGGAGCUGCGCACCAUCGCCCAGGCACCUCCGCCACCCGCCGCCACCACCGGCUACGCGGGCUGCAGGGUGGCGGUGACCUUCUUCCUUUAUUUCCUGGCCACCAACUACUACUGGAUCCUGGUGGAGGGGCUGUACCUACACAGCCUCAUCUUCAUGGCCUUCUUCUCAGAGAAGAAGUACCUGUGGGGCUUCACAGUCUUCGGUUGGGGUGUGCCCGCCAUCUUCGUGGCUGUGUGGGUCAGCGUGAGGGCCACGCUGGCCAACACUGGGUGCUGGGACCUGAGCUCUGGGAACAAGAAGUGGAUCAUCCAGGUGCCCAUCCUGGCCUCCAUUGUGCUCAACUUCAUCCUCUUCAUCAACAUCGUCCGGGUACUCGCCACCAAGCUGCGGGAGACCAACGCCGGCCGGUGUGACACGCGCCAGCAGUACCGGAAGCUGCUCAAAUCCACGCUGGUGCUCAUGCCGCUCUUCGGUGUGCACUACAUCGUCUUCAUCGCCACGCCCUACACCGAGGUCUCAGGGACGCUCUGGCAAAUCCAAAUGCACUACGAGAUGCUCUUCAACUCCUUCCAGGGAUUUUUUGUCGCCAUCAUAUACUGUUUCUGCAACGGCGAGGUGCAGGCUGAGAUCAAGAAAUCCUGGAGCCGCUGGACACUGGCCCUGGACUUCAAGCGCAAGGCCCGCAGCGGAAGCAGUAGCUACAGCUACGGCCCCAUGGUGUCCCACACGAGUGUGACCAACGUGGGCCCCCGCACGGGCCUCGGCCUGCCCCUCAGCCCCCGCCUACUGCCUGCCGCCACCACCAACGGCCACCCCCAGCUGCCUGGCCUGGCCAAACCAGGGGCCCCGGCCCCCCAGACCACGCCCCCUGCCCUGGCUACGCCCAAGGACGAUGGGUUUCUCAACGGCUCCUGCUCUGGACUGGACGAAGAGGCCUCUGGGCCCGAGCGGCCCCCGGCCCUGCUGCAAGAAGAGUGGGAGACGGUCAUGUGACCAAGGCUGGACCUCGGGACAGGAGGGACCAAGGCAUGGGUGGCUGGAAAAUUUCCUGCUCAGGGCUGUGGCCAGGAGG
Sorex fumeus (smoky shrew) is the source of this 2049-nucleotide messenger RNA. It is a transcript of the gene PTH1R, whose product is annotated as parathyroid hormone 1 receptor. The record is from RefSeq and is a predicted model, not a curated record. Gene Ontology annotation, molecular function: G protein-coupled peptide receptor activity; peptide hormone binding; parathyroid hormone receptor activity. The coding region runs from base 201 to 1970 and encodes 589 amino acids. The transcript has 15 exons. Gene Ontology annotation, cellular component: plasma membrane. NCBI's taxonomy places the organism in Eukaryota, Metazoa, Chordata, Mammalia, Eulipotyphla, Soricidae. Gene Ontology annotation, biological process: cell surface receptor signaling pathway; intracellular calcium ion homeostasis; adenylate cyclase-activating G protein-coupled receptor signaling pathway.